This is a messenger RNA of Gadus chalcogrammus (walleye pollock), 3098 nucleotides long. It is a transcript of the gene kcnn3, whose product is annotated as potassium intermediate/small conductance calcium-activated channel, subfamily N, member 3. Bases 558 to 3098 code for a protein of 846 amino acids. Gene Ontology annotation, cellular component: neuronal cell body; neuron projection; plasma membrane. Gene Ontology annotation, molecular function: small conductance calcium-activated potassium channel activity; calmodulin binding. Lineage: Eukaryota; Metazoa; Chordata; Actinopteri; Gadiformes; Gadidae. Gene Ontology annotation, biological process: potassium ion transmembrane transport. The record is from RefSeq and is a predicted model, not a curated record. The transcript has 10 exons.
UGAGUCGGAGGAGUUGAGAUCUUUUUAUCGCGCGUUGAUAUUCUAACGACAAUAUCUCACUUGACUUGAUCAGGUUUGUCUUCUUUUUUUUGUCGCCGUUUGUGGUUUGCGGUCUCGGUGAAUAUUUUAUUAUGGAUUCACAGGUUGGUUCACGGUUUUGACAGUAGAUUUAUCGACAAACAUGUUGGAAGGUUUUUCUUGUUUAUUAUUUUUUUCUUUGGUCCUUCGCACGAUCGAAAUGGGUGCCGUCCAUAAACCGCUGACUCCAACGUGUAUAUAGGUACGUUUUUAUAUUCAUACAAAUCUUACAAACAGAAGACGACAAAACCGUGGAAGCAGCGAAACGUCUAAAGAGAAAAUUAUUUUUGCAACGGUGGGAACUGACUGGUGGCUGUACUAGCUCUAUGAUGACAGCAAGCGAGGCUACAGCUGGAAUGGCCGUGACAACAUGAAAAAGAAAAAGUGUCCAAGUCUAUUUUCAUCCAGCCAGUGAUCCAAGCCCAAGGAAUAGGGAGCGGAGCCGACAGGUGCGAGCGGCCUGCCCUACCUGUGCCGCCAUGGAGCCGCCGCUGAGCCUGGCACUGCUGGGGGGCAGCGAGGACGAGGACCCCCGCUUCCCCCUGCCCCUGGGCAGCAGAUCCCACCCCUCCAUGACGGGCGCCUUCCCCGGGGCCAACCACUCAAACCACAUGGGCGGGACCAGCCUGGACCGCCUCAACGGCAGCACGCCGUCCCCCUCGGCCUCCGGCGCCGCCCCCAGCCUGCCUGGCGCCCCACUGCCCAAGCUGCCGCUCUCCUCCUCCGGGGCCCAGCCUCUCCCGCCGCCCCCCAUCCCCAACGCCCUGCACCCCACCAGCACCCCGCUGUCCUCCUGCCUGGGCUCCCAGCACAGCCUCAGCGGGGAGAACUCCCCGGUGUACAACGCCCUCUUCUACUCCUCCCACUCGCCCUCCAUGGAGCGGGAGAGGGACCGGGGCUGUAAACACCGGCAGGCCAGCCCUCUGGUGCACCGCAGGGACAGCAACCCCUUCACCGAGAUCGCCAUGAGCUCCUGUAAGUAUACGGGCGGGGUCAUGAAGCCACUUAGCCGGCUGAGCGCCUCCCGCCGGAACCUGAUCGAGUCUGACAGCAGCAGCGAGACCAAGGAGGGUGGGGUCUCCUCUGUGGCCGGGGGGGCGGCGGCCGGCGCCGGUGGCGUCGGCGUUGGGCGGGAGCGGGACGCCCCGACGGCCUCCCUCCUGUCCCAGUCCUCCACCAACCUGCCCCCCAUCCAGAGCCCACCCGAGAUCGUCAUCUCGUCUAAGGAGGACUCUCCGUACGCAAGGCGCUACGACAUCAGCGACUCCCCGUCCAACCAGAUGUCCAUCUACCACCAGAACCACGCGCUGGUGGAGAGCCGGCGGACGCUGGGCGGCUCGGGGGCCGUGGGCUCCAUGAGCGGGGUCAGCAGGCAGGGAGGCGUGGGGGGCGUGGGCACUGGGCCCCGGGGCAGCAUGUCCAAAGCCUGCAAGCGGAAGAACCAAAACAUUGGCUACAAACUGGGCCAUCGCAGGGCGCUGUUCGAGAAGAGGAAACGGCUGAGCGACUACGCGCUCAUCUUUGGAAUGUUUGGCAUCGUCGUCAUGGUGAUCGAGACUGAGCUGUCCUGGGGCGUGUACAACAAGAGUUCCAUGUAUUCUCUGGCCCUGAAGUGUCUGAUCAGCCUGUCCACGGUCAUACUGCUGGGCCUCAUCAUAGCCUACCAUGCCCGGGAAGUGCAGCUGUUCGUCAUCGACAACGGUGCAGACGACUGGCGCAUCGCCAUGACAAUGGAGCGCGUGCUGCUGAUCUCGCUGGAGCUGCUGGUGUCGGCUGUGCACCCGGUGCCAGGCGACUUCAAGUUCCUGUGGCGGGCGCGGCUGGCCUUCUCCUACACGCCGUCGCACGCCGAGGCUGACCUGGACAUGGUGCUCAGCGUGCCCAUGUUCCUGCGCCUCUACCUCAUCGCCCGCGUCAUGCUGCUGCACAGCAAGCUGUUCACCGACGCCUCGUCCCGCAGCAUCGGGGCCCUCAACAAGGUGCACUUUAACACGCGGUUCGUGAUGAAGACUCUGAUGACCAUCUGUCCCGGCACGGUGCUGCUGGUCUUCAGCAUCUCUCUGUGGAUCAUCGCUGCCUGGACCGUGCGCGUGUGUGAGAGGUACCACGAUGCCCAGGACAUCACCAGUAACUUCCUGGGUGCCAUGUGGCUCAUCUCCAUCACGUUCCUGUCUAUCGGCUAUGGAGACAUGGUCCCCAACACCUACUGCGGCAAGGGGGUGUGUCUGCUCACUGGCAUCAUGGGUGCCGGAUGUACUGCACUGGUGGUUGCCGUGGUAGCCAGGAAGCUAGAGUUGACCAAGGCCGAGAAACACGUGCACAACUUCAUGAUGGACACGCAGCUCACUAAAAGGAUAAAGAACGCUGCAGCCAAUGUUUUGAGGGAGACCUGGCUCAUCUACAAGCAUACCAAACUAGCAAAGAAGAUCGACCACUCCAGAGUCCGCAAGCACCAGAGGAAGUUCCUCCAAGCUAUUCAUCAGUUACGCAGUGUGAAGAUGGAGCAGCGAAAGCUGAGCGACCAGGCCAACACACUGGUGGACCUCUCAAAGAUGCAGAGCGUGAUGUACGAGCUGAUGUCGGAGCUCAACGACCGCAGUGAGGACCUGGAGCGCCAGAUGCUGUCCCUGGAGCACCGGGUGGAGCAGCUCACCGCGGGGUUCACUGCCCUGCCCGCCCACCUGUCGGCCACCCUCAGCGCCCAGCACGCCGCCCUGGUGCACCUGCUCCGGGAGAGGGACGCCCGUGACUGGAGAGGGGGCGGCGGGGGUGGAGGCGGGGGUGGCGGUCCUGCAGCCGGGGCCGUGGUUCCCUUCACGGGGCCGGCGGCGGUGCCCGUGACGGUGGUGUCCCAGGCUCAGAUGGCGGUUCCGGCGGCGGCGGCAGCAGCGGGACUCACCGUGGCCCAGGUCCCGGUCCUGGCGCUGGAGUCCCCCCCGAAGGUCAGCCAGUCCCCAAGCUCGGAGGGCAGCCUAGGGGAGAGCAGCCCGGCCACCCUGGCCUGCUCACCCAGCUGCUGA